UACUAAUCAGUACUUACAUUUACCAACAAAAUUUAGGCCAUGAUAUUUAUUUACUUUAAUCGUAGAGUUGAAUGCCUUUUUAGUAAUUUACAUUACUGACAAUGUGUACUGUGUAUGCACAUCACACACACACACACAAACAGCACGCACGUUUCCAGCAUCAUUAGUAUAUUAUUUUUUUUUGCACGAUAAAGUUAUUUACUGCUCCAUGCUAAAGUCCUGUUGACACAUGUGACUGAUCAGCUUAAGGAAGGUGAGGUUAGGGUUGUGCCAAUGUCUUUAAUCUGCUGACAGUAGUCCCACUCUUAGGAGCUCCUCACAGACAGGAAACCACUAGAAGACAAAGUGUGGUCAGGUUGGACUGCUGAGAGAUGACCCUCCACUUGUUGGCCACCCAGCUCUGGAGAUACCGUGUGGCAGGUCUCAUGGUGACCUUGGGGGUUACCUUUCUGCUUGUACUUAUAGGUAGUCAUUUGUUGCAACAAUCAAGCCCUCAUGUUUGGCACAAAGGAUGGAGUAAGCAGCCAGUGGAGAAUAGAGAGGGACUAGCUUAUGGUGGGAAUGCCAAUCACAGACCUAACAAACCAUACCAAGACCACAAAAGAAGAAGUAACACUCAGCCCUCUGGUGCACAGGAUCAUAUGGAUGCCAAUAUUUAUAAUAUACUGAGGAAAAGGACACGGAGUCCUCCUGUUGUUUUCCUUAAAACACACAAGACAGGAAGCAGUACUGUCCAAAAUCUGCUGUUUCGCAUGGGAGAGAAGAACAGAGCCACAUUCGCUUUCCCUCAUUACACCUACCAGUUCGGCUAUCCAGAUAAAUUCAGGGCAGAAUUUGUGGACGAGUUACCCGAUGGUUACUCUCAGUACGACAUACUUUGUAGCCAUAUGCGUCUAGACGUGGUACAGCUGAAACAGGUGAUGCCACCAAACGCCAUCUACAUCACCAUCCUUCGUGAACCUCUACAGACAUUUGAGUCCGUUUUCUCCUAUUACACCACCACUGUUCCUGCUUUCACCUUAGCCAAACAGACAGCAGAGCACAAAUCAGCCUUGUCGGUUUUCCUGGAGUCUCCGGAUUCAUUCUGGGACCCCAACGAGCCUGGUAAUGGUCUAGGAAAGAAUCCCAUGAGCUUUGAUUUAGGUCUCAACAGCCAGCAGUGGAUCUCUUCCUGGCCAGCUGACCUAACUCUGCUGGAGGAGACCUUCCAGCUAGUUAUGAUCGCAGAGCAUUUUGAUGAGUCCCUGGUCCUCCUGGGGGCCCUGCUGAACCUGAAGCUUGAGGAACUAGCCUACGUUCGCCUUAACACUCGCUCUCCUCAGGAUGUCACUCCGCUGGACGACAUAACCAAAGCCAGGAUCCGGGCCUGGAACAGCCUGGACGUGUUGCUGUAUGACUAUUUCCUCCAGGUCUUCUGGGAGAAGGCAGAGCAGUAUGGGCUGGAGAGGCUGAACAGAGAGGUGGCUCUACUGCGGGCCUCCACAGACACAAUCAGACAGAAAUGUGUGGCCAGGAAUGGGGUGCCUCCUGGGGAACUUGAGGACCUAGUAAGACCUUGGCAGAGUGAUUCAGUCACUAUCUUGGGUUAUCAGGUACAGGGGAACCUGACCAAGCAGGAGCAGGGAUUCUGUAUACGUCUAGUACUGCCUGAAAUUCAGUACCAUGCCCAUCUGUAUUUCCAGCAGUAUGGUCGAGACAUGAGGGCUUUGCCUACAGAGUAAGGCAUGUAAGGGACUGUAUAAAAAUUAUUAGGGGUGGUAGGUGGUCAGAAAAGGAGGAGGUUUCUGUACUUUUCAUACUUGCUCAAGGGAAUGCAGUCUAUAUUGUUUGGGAGGGCAGAGUACAGUGUUUCAACUUUUUAUAAUCCCAGAACAUCCAUUAGUUGUUGACACAUUUUACUUAAAACCAGUAUCACCAUGGUGGUGAUUGAGGAAAAGUUGGGGGAUCACCAAAGUCAAUAGGUGCGUUCGAGAGGACUGCGGCUGACUUUUGCCGACUUAACAGUCAAACGUGAGCUGUUGCCGACUGCAGGAGCAGGGCAUAAAAGCACUGCCGUCCAGUCAGGCACAUUCUACCUCCUGUUAGCCGGAGGUAGAAUGUGCUUUGCUCCAGUGAGGUUAUAAAUGUCAUUGAUCAUGCAGCGUAGGACCUCACUUUUUAUAAAAGAUCUGCCUGCCACCCCAAUACUUUUCAGACAGUCCCUAAAAGCUCAGAAAGCAGCACUUAAAGUCACCACUACACCACAGUAAUAACUUAGUAACUAUAGGUACCAUGUAAAUACGGUGUAGGAGGAUGGUGUUGUGGUGAGUUCCGGUCUUUUUGUCUUUACAUUGUUUUUAUUCAGAUAAAAGACAGCAUAAAACGAUCCCGCUAAUAAUAAUAUUUUCAGUAAAUUGUCCUUUUCCUGCAAGAGUACAUUCACAACAUUUAACUUCUUCUCCAGUAAAGCCAUGUUCUUUCUGUGUUUCUCAUGUGAGUCACAUGUUCACAGGAAUCCAAUGUUCUAAUCCAUUCAAAGGCAGCACAUCCUGUCACAUGACAUGAAACAGUGAGAGAGUGUUUCUCAAAGUAAUACCUGCCUUAAGUUUGUCCCUGGAAGGAAAUCAUUAUCAUUUAUUCUAUUUCUAUUCUUUUGAAUAAAUUAAGUUUUCAAGAACAUGGAUUUCAUGGACUAACACAAAAAGGCUGAGAUGGCAAAACAGAAACCAUCCUUCACCCUUCAAUUUGAAUAAUAUCUAAAUGUUCUCCUCUUAAAACAAUAAAUAAAAACACAAAUGAGCACAAAACCGCAAUAAAAAAAUAUUACCUGAACAUUUUACAAAACCUUUAGGGAGUCCCUUGAGCUUGCUGCUAGUGGAUGUUGAGGACUUUGUUCUUACGCUCAGUAGUCGAUACACAGCUUAACUGUCACAUCAUUGAUCACUGUACAGCCUUGAGGGAAGAGUUUAUCUUCUUAUGUUCAUAACAGAACAAACUCGUCCAUGCUAGUGUCGGUUCCUCUCCGUUCGUUCUUCCUCUGGAUGUAGGUGACAUUGUUUGUGGGUGUAUUGCUUGCCGACUCCUCCUCCUGACUUUUUCCUUCUGCAAAUAUAAACAUGGGGUAUGUCUCUGCAGAUGUGGAGAGAGUCUAUGGGAGAAACAGAACAAUAACUCAACCAGUUCAAGACAAUCAAGAUUCAACCCUAAAACAUUUUGUUUUGUCAAAUGACAUCAUCACUUUUCUGCAUGUAUGACAAUUGCACACUAAGAGACAAAUAUUGAGUUAUGCUAUACUAUCCAAAAGCUACACAGCUGCAUUUUAACCAUCCAAGGGUUCCAUGAAUAGAGACCCAAAUAACCCAAUCACAUACCUCAUUAACAACUGUGCACAGUGAUUUGAAGUCCUUUUGGUCCUUAGCAUAGAAUCCUAUGGUACAGCUGGGGUCCAUGCGAGAGAAAGCCAUUUUCCUGGGAUUUUUACAGUGAAACGACUGCAAGUGGUGUGUAGACAAAGCACAAGAAAAGAAUACUGAUGAGAAAU
This is a messenger RNA of Micropterus dolomieu (smallmouth bass), 3520 nucleotides long. Its product is annotated as galactose-3-O-sulfotransferase 2. The transcript has 3 exons. The record is from RefSeq and is a predicted model, not a curated record. Bases 372 to 1721 code for a protein of 449 amino acids. Gene Ontology annotation, biological process: glycolipid biosynthetic process. Lineage: Eukaryota; Metazoa; Chordata; Actinopteri; Centrarchiformes; Centrarchidae. Gene Ontology annotation, cellular component: membrane. Gene Ontology annotation, molecular function: galactosylceramide sulfotransferase activity.